Molecule: messenger RNA, 644 nt
Organism: Cokeromyces recurvatus
Lineage: Eukaryota; Fungi; Mucoromycota; Mucoromycetes; Mucorales; Mucoraceae
Exons: 1
Coding region: 1-375 (124 amino acids)
Source: RefSeq, a predicted model, not a curated record
AUGUUUCUCAAUGGAUUGUAUACGAAUGGCUACACGUGCAGAGUUCUAUUUGCUAGAAAAGUGCUUCCGUCAUCACCAGAAGACAAUAUCUGUCUAGAGUUGAACGAUUUUACAAGCGAAGAGGUGGACAGGUAUUUCCGUCCAUGUACUGUAGACCCAGGAAGACGGGGUCCUUUUGUCUCUUAUCACGGUGGCACUGACAUACAUCGCUUGUCCUCAAUCGAAUAUUACAAUAUGGGUGGAAGUGUAAGACGAAUGAAAGAGCAACAGAAGCAUAAACAGAGACUAGGUAUUGAAAAGAUUGAAACAGACAUUCCUUCGCCUAAAACUGUGUCGGUGGAACAAUUUGUUUUGUAUAUAACUUACAUGCUGUAGCACAUGAAUACUUUGCUUAAUUUCUACAGCUUUGAAACUUCUAAGAUUAAAUGGUUGAACUACCUUAGUUCCCAAAAAGCCAUCCAAGAAAGUGUCAACAUCUUAUUAAAUGGUGGAAAGAAGUAUAAUAAAAGCAGGAGAAAGAAGACAAAGGAAAACAGAAAAAAGAAGGAGGAAAAUUCGCAAGCCUCGUACUGCUCAAGAAGAAAGAGUACUCACCACCAUCCCAAAAUCAGAAAGGUAUACAAUUUUUUUUUAUUAUUAUUAUU